Solea solea (common sole) is the source of this 1984-nucleotide messenger RNA. RefSeq names its product E3 ubiquitin-protein ligase RNF182. Lineage: Eukaryota; Metazoa; Chordata; Actinopteri; Pleuronectiformes; Soleidae. The coding region runs from base 649 to 1479 and encodes 276 amino acids. The record is from RefSeq and is a predicted model, not a curated record. The transcript has 9 exons.
GACGAGAAACAAGAAAACAACAGAAAAUCAUUUACUCACCGUUAGCUUAUCUGCUAGCGUGCUCCCCUGUGGCAGCAGUCACUCACAGAUUUCCCAACAUCCUGCAGCCCGUUGGUUACCAUGGAAACCCUGUCUCCUUCCGACGGCCGCGCGCCGCAGUGACACGGAGGAGGAGACGUGAGUCACCGAGGCUGAGCCGAGCCGAGCCGAACUGAACCGAACCGAACCGAACCGAGCCGAGCUAAGCUGAGCCGCGGACAGAGAGCGAGACAACCGCCAACCGACGACCGCUAGCAUGAUAGCUUUCUGCUCCUGUCUGUCACAGGAGGCGCGCGACCACGGACGACUGGAGGACCGCAGUGUUGCUUCAACCUGAGGAGCAACAGCAAUAGCAACAACAACAGAAGCAGCAGCAGGAGCAACAACAGGAGCAGCAGCAGGAGCAACAGCAGGAGCAACAGCAGGAGCAACAGCAGGAGCAACAGCAACAACUAACUGAAUUGUGAGGACAGCAAAGAUCACAGAGCAGCAGACUAAGGAAACAAAGAGUGGGCGGAGCCUAAUCACACCCAGGUGUCAGCCUCAUGUUGACCUAAGCUCCACCCUCUGCCUGUCCCUCCAUUCUACUUGAAGUGAACACGGCAGCCAAUGAGAAUGAGCCAGCACAAGGAGGAGGAGCCAAGUCAAGAGCUGGAGGGCAAGGUGCAGACCUGGGCUCAGUCUCUGGUUUACACUCUGGAGGAGCUCGAGUGUAAAAUCUGUUACAAUCGUUACGACACUCGCAGCAGGAAACCAAAACUGCUCGGCUGUUUACAUCGAGUCUGUGCCAAGUGUCUGAAGAAGAUGAUCGACAUGGGUGACUCGUCUCCGACCUUCAUCAGCUGUCCGUUCUGUCGUCAUGAGACACAUAUUCCCGACGAGGAGGUUUGGCUGAUGGAGGACGACAGACACAUCCUGGCGGUUCUGUCCUGUCAGGACCGAGCGCGGCGAGGAGGCGGAGGAGGGGGCGGCGGUGGCAGAGGAGGAGGCGGAGGUGGGGAGGUGGUGCUGAGUCCCACGGCUCUGACUGCAGGUGGUGGCGUGGCCGCGUCCCAACACUCCUCAGACUGUUUGGUCAUCACUAUCAUGGAGCUUCCAGAAGAGUCUCCGUCUUCAGAGUCACUGAGCACGCUCAACGUGAUGGGCGUGUACCGCCAGCCCAGCCUGGACUCGCUGCCCUGUAACCUGCCCGCCCACAAGUGUCACAGCUGGACGUCACACAGUUUCCCACGCUGCCUGCUGGGGGCGCUGUGUCUGGUGUAUUUCAGCUCACUGCCUCUGGGGAUUUACCUGCUCAUGAUUGGUCAGCUGUGGAUGGGCGUGGUCCUCGUCAGCCUGGUUCCGUCCACGCUGCUGCUGCUCGUCCUCUACGGCUUCUGCCAGUGUCUGUGCCAUGAGCUAAUGGAGGCGCUCGCCAUGCGCACACACACGUUGCCAUGACAGCGAUGUUACAACAGUAACAAAGACAAAAACAAUGAUAUCACUGCAGUAACAAUAACAAUAAUCUGUAGCCCCGCCCACCUGACUUUGACAUCUGAAAACCAGCAUUAACUCAAAUCAACAGCCAAUCACAGAGGACACAGAGAAGAGGCGGAUCUUCACCUGUCAAUCACAUGAUUAUGUCCACUCCAGGUCUCUUAGCCUAGCAUAUCAAAAUUUAGCAUAGUUUAGCAGAAAAACUGAAAGUAGGCAGAAAAUGUUAGCUUUGGAAGGCUAGUUGAAAACGGUUAGCUUAGCUUAGCCUAGCUUCUGAGGGUCAAUAUUUAGAGGAAAAGUGAUUGAAGCUUAAUUUGUGUUAAGCUAGGCUAACAGUCCUGGAUCAGACUGUUGGAUUUAAACUGUGAUGAAGAUGAUGACAGCCUCUAAUGGUCAGCUGACCUGUUGUGUCAUUUCCUGUCACAUGACACUGAUCACUGUUAAUGUGAAAUAAAAAUUUAAAAAACUA